This is a messenger RNA of Oryzias latipes (Japanese medaka), 7864 nucleotides long. It is a transcript of the gene lrrc8db, whose product is annotated as leucine rich repeat containing 8 VRAC subunit Db. Gene Ontology annotation, cellular component: cytoplasm. Lineage: Eukaryota; Metazoa; Chordata; Actinopteri; Beloniformes; Adrianichthyidae. The record is from RefSeq and is a predicted model, not a curated record. Gene Ontology annotation, molecular function: protein binding.
GGAUGGAUGGAAAUAGAGCUGAUUACAUGACUACUCAAAAACUGCUCAGAAUGUCUAAAAUCAACCCAAAAUGAGUGGAUGUUAUUUUUUUGUGAGCAGAUACCGUUUACCACAUUCUCAACUUUUACCUCAUCAAUAUCUCAGUGAUGAACAACCUUCAGAUCUGUUUUAGUACCAAAACCCCCUUUGCCAUUGUAAUUUGGAUCUGUGGCCCUGACUGCAGUGAUUAUGGGAUGGUUCAAAAAUGCAAUGUUGUCUCACAAGGAAUGUUUGACGCCUUACAUUUGCUUAAAAGUGUAGAAGAUGCAACAGUAAACUGACUUCAUCAAGUCCAUUUACACCUGGAAACACUCAAUAGCUGCAGUUACAUGGACAAGUGUAAUCUUAAUAAACGUCUGAUCAGAAUAAAAAGGCAUAGUGACCCAAUACUCUGACCCAAUCAGAAUCAUUUCAGAUCCAAAUGGGUGGGUUAUGCCGAUUGUUGAUCCGAUUGUUGGGCAUAUAAACAAUUUAUUGAAAAUGAUUGCAGUGCGGAUGAAGAUGAUGGUACUGAUGUUCAUCUAUAAAGAUCAGAUGACUCACUGAAUGAAAUGUUUUGUCAAGUUCAAGAAGGCAGAACCUUUUAACAUUGUUAGCAUCUUACUGUAUGUCCUCCAUCAUCAGAAAAAUGCCACAUGUUUCAACUUCCUUAGGUUUUGUCUGUGGAUCAGGGAAUUUCACAGCUGCACAGCAUCUGUUUCUGUUAGUGUGUGAAAUGUAUCAUGGGAGGCUGAGAAACUAGCAUUUCAGCUGUUUUUCAGUGGAACAUCAGAAGAACCCCAAAGUUCUCUGAUGACCAAUGUAGAUGAACUUUAAGUCAUAUAAAACUCUUUUUAAUAUGUAUUAUUAUUGUGUUAUUGUCACAAAAGCAUGUACAUUUUCAGCUCAUUCACAAUUCAAAAUAAAUUAAAAAAAACGAAACAUCUAAACAGCAGAAUAAUGGGAAACUUAAUCUAAUAAAAAUCAGAUUAAUCAUUACAUUUGUCUUUUACCAAAUUAAUUGGGGAGAAAUCAACUGGAAAUAAACACGUUUGAUGAUCCAAAAAAAAUGUUUGUAGAAAUAGAAAGAAGUAAAAUGUAAACAUUCCCUGACGUUUGCGCGCUUUACCCACGCUCCCUAACUUCAGAGGCUGGUUUCAUUCAUACUGUUUGCCGAUAGAAAAUGAUUUUUAUCGAGACAUCCCAGAAUAUUCUGUUGUCAGCUGAUGACGCCGUGCGUGCCGCCGGAUCCACGUCCUGCUCUGCAGCCGGCAGAGGAGCCGACCAUCUGACGCAGAGGGGGGUUCUGCUAAGCCGCUCUGACUCGAGCCGUGCGUGCAGACGCAGGCCUGCCGCCGGACGAGCCUCAUGUCAGCGGAGCAUCAUGGCGUGAAGCGGAGGCGCUCUUUGGCUCCAGCGGCACCGGCAGAACGGCGUCGGACUCCCCGAAGGGAUGUUUACCCUCACGGAGGUCGCCUCUCUGAACGAAGUACAGCCAACUUACAGAAUUCUGAAGCCAUGGUGGGACGUCUUCAUGGACUAUCUUGGUAUUGUCAUGCUGAUGUUAGCCAUCUUUUCUGGAACCAUGCAGUUUACAAAGGACCAAGUGGUUUGUCUUCCCAUCUUGGAACAAUCUGAAGAGGGGUCCGGAGGCUUCCUGGAGCCAGAACCACCAGAGCCAGCUGAUGGACUGUGGAACAGAGAGAGUGCAAUAGGAGAGCGAGCAGCUCCUCUGAUGGCAAAGAGGCCCCCUGAGAGCACGGCCCCAAUGAUUCACAUGGCACAAACGACUGCUUUUGGGCAGUCGCAGCUCUCAGGGGUCAGGACAAAGCUGGACUUUCAGCAGUAUGUCUUUGUCAACCAGAUGUGUUACCAUGUGGCUCUUCCUUGGUAUUCCAAGUACUUUCCGUACCUCGCUCUAAUCCACACCAUUGUUUUGAUGGUCAGUAGUAACUUCUGGUUCAAGUACCCGAAGACAAGUUCCAAAGUAGAACAUUUUGUUUCCAUUCUGGGAAAAUGCUUUGAAUCCCCUUGGACUACCAAGGCGUUGUCUGAGACCGCUUGUGAGGACUCAGAGGAAAACAAGCAGAGGCUGGCGUGCGCCUCCUCCCUCCUGAAACAUCUGUCCACCAGCAGCGAGGAAGGCAGCCCCCAUCAGGCCGCCUCCGUGGUGAAUAAAUCAGGACCUGCCUUUUCAGCAGAGAAGCUUGUGAGUGAAGUUCCCUCUAUGACCAUACUAGACAAGAAAGAUGGAGAGCAGGCCAAGGCGCUCUUUGAGAAGGUGCGGAAGUUCCGCGCACACGUGGAAGACAGCGACCUGAUUUACAGACUCUAUGCCAUUCAAACCGUCAUCAAAACAGUAAAGUUCAUUUUGAUCCUCUGCUACACAAUGACCUUUGUAGCAUCUAUUGACUUUGACCAUGUGUGUGAACCUGAAAUAAAGCAUUUAACAGGAUAUGCUAAGUUCCAGUGCACACAUAACAUGGCGUUUAUGCUAAAGAAGCUACUGGUGAGUUACAUUGCUCUCAUUUGUGCUUAUGGGAUCAUCUGCAUCUACACACUCUUCUGGCUUUUCCGGCGGCCGCUCAAGGAAUACUCUUUUGAAAAGGUGAGGGAGGAGAGCAGCUUCAGCGACAUUCCUGACGUGAAGAAUGACUUUGCGUUCCUCCUCCACAUGGUGGAUCAGUACGACCAGCUCUAUUCCAAACGUUUUGGCGUUUUCCUUUCCGAGGUUAGCGAGAACAAACUUCGGGAGAUCAGCCUAAACCACGAGUGGACAUUUGAGAAGUUGCGGCAGCACGUAACAAAAAAUCCUCAGGAGAUGUUGGAGCUUCACCUGUUCAUGCUGUCUGGGAUACCAGAUGCCGUCUUCGAUCUCACCGACUUGGAAAUCCUGAAAUUAGAAUUAAUCCCAGAGGCCAGGAUCACUGCUAAAAUCUCACAGAUGAUCAACCUCCAGGAGUUGCACUUGUACCACUGUCCAGCCAAAGUGGAGCAGAAUGCUUUUAUUUUUCUCUGUGAUCACCUUCAGUGCCUUCAUGUCAAAUUCACAGAUGUUGCUGAGAUUCCCAGUUGGGUAUACCUGCUGAAAAACCUACGAGAGAUGUACUUGAUUGGUAACCUGAACUCUGAAAACAAUAAGCUCAUUGGGCUGGAGUCUCUGCGAGACCUCAGGCACCUUAAGAUUCUGCACCUCAAGAGCAACCUUACGAAGAUCCCCACAAACAUAACAGAUCUGUCCCCACAUCUGAUCAAGCUUGUCAUUCAUAACGAUGGAACAAAGCUUGUAGUGCUGAACAGCCUGAAGAAAAUGGCCAACCUUGCAGAGCUGGAGCUUCAUAACUGUGAGCUGGAGCGGAUUCCACACGCUAUCUUCAGCUUGAACAACCUCCAGGAGCUCGACCUGAAGUCCAAUAACAUCCGUACCAUCGAGGAGGUCAUCAGCUUUCAGCACCUCAAAAGACUCACCUGCCUCAAGCUUUGGUACAACAAAAUCAUUGCCAUUCCACUGUCAAUCAGCCACGUCAAAAACCUGGAGUCUCUAUAUCUCUCGCAUAACAAGCUGGAAUCGCUUCCCUCACCGUUAUUCACCCUUCUCAAGUUGAGGUACCUGGACGUUAGCCAUAAUUGCAUCGCAGUAAUCCCGCCAGAGGUGGGUUUUCUGCAGAAUCUCCAACAUUUCGCCAUCACAGGCAACAAACUGGAGGUAGUCCCCAAGCAGCUCUUCAAAUGCGCCAAGCUGCGGACGUUAUGCCUCGGCCACAACUGCAUCUCCACUGUUCCCGAAAGAGUGGGCCACCUCUCGCAGCUGUCGCACCUGGAGCUGAAGGGAAACUGUCUGGACCGUCUACCCGCUCAGCUGGGACAGUGCAGCCUCCUUCGCAGAUCCUGCCUGCUGGUGGAGGACCACCUCUUCGACUCUCUUCCCACUGAAGUCAAAGAGGGCAUGAAUCAGGAAGCAAAUGUUUCAAAUGGGAGCAAAAGUGAGGGCCGGUAGCAACAAGAUAGGGCAGCAAUGUCUUCUUAGCACUUUCUGAAGGAUGUUGUUCAAGCUGUAGUUUAGUACUGAACACGCCUACCAAGUUAUUCUAACACCUAAACUUUUAAGAUUUUCUGCUUAAACAGAAAAUAUUGUGGCUUAUGUUAAAUGUUUGGACCUUUUUUUCCGCCCCGUUCUUUGCACAGACAUACACAUUUCUCGCAGAAAAGAAAUGAGCAAUUGUUGAUUUAAUUCUGUAUUCAGAGACGUGUUUGUUGGAAAUGCAGCUAUUGACGAACAUUCAGAAUCCCGCUGUCCUUGAGAGGAUUGGGUUGAAUUUACCUCUGUGCUCGCUCCUGCUCAUGUGUUGGAGCAGCGCAGCUUUGACAAAGGGUAACAAAAUCAGCCAAUCACAGGUAUGCUUGGGCUCAUUUUGAAGAAUCCCCUCUAAUCAGAUAACUGAUGAAAAGAGAAAAUAAUAAAAUGUUGAGCUUGAGGAUUUCAGGAUUGAACCACACACAAGUCAGUACUUUUAGUUUUAAAGGAAGCUAUAGAAGUUAACAAAUAACUUGUGUUCACAAGUGUCUGAAAUUACCCUCAGAGUAACAGUUCAUUCUCAGUGAUUUAGGUUGGCUCCGUUUUUUUCUUUUUUCAAUGGGACCUCUGAGUACCCAAAUAUUUCCCCACUGCAUUACUUCCCAUCAAACUUCUUUUCUUGGACGACCCAUAGCUGAAACAGAAGAAAACAUGUUCUUGUACUUAUGUUUCCAUAACACAAAUGAGAAAAACAUUAUCAACAUUCAAUGUCGAAAAAACGCAAAAUUUGCAAUAAAGCUGUUUCCAUUAAAUCAUAAAUGGGAAUAAACAGAAACCAACUCACAUAAUGAGUCACUCAAAAACACGGAUGUGAACAAUGAUUUACAGCAGAUACAUUAAUUUUUGUCUGUGUGUGUCUCAUUACAAUUCACGGAAAACACUGAGGAUAUUUAGACAUCAGAUUUAUUUAUUAUAAAAAGUUCUCAGAAAGCAUCUGUAAUCACGUCUCCAUGUCUGGGUUCAUAAUCUCAUGAACCCAGACAUGGGUUUGGAUCAGUGCUUUUGAACCAAGAUGUCUUAUGGGAAAUCUUUUUUUUUAGCCUAAAGCAUCUUUCUUAAAGAAAAGCAACUUAGUGCCAAUAUUAAUGAAAAUAAAAUAAAAACAUGUAGAAAAUAUAAACAAUAAUAAUGUGUUAAACAAAGAAAAUAAUUUUCCAAACUUUCCAAGUAUUGUUUUUUCAUGAAUAUUUUCUCAAUUCUUUAACCCUGUUAUGGGACUGAGAUGCUCAAACGGACCUUAAAUCAUAAACGUCUCACUUUUAUUAGUGCAUCAAACACAUUUUCCUCUUUCUUCAGAGAUCAAGUUAAAGAUGAUAGUCUUUGACGUACAUUCAUUUAUGAACGACUUGUUUUUUUUUUUAACACAAUGUCCUUUUUUCCCGUCAGACACACAGUUUGGUAAUUCAAAAAAUCCUAGUUAAAGUUUUACAGAAGCUUUUAAUUGUUGUCAGUGCUUAAGAGCCUGUUUGAAAUAUAUUAUUUUUGCUAAACUAUUAGAUUUUACAUUAGCUGAUGGUAGCUUCAAAUUUAUUGACACAUUAUUUAUUUUACUUGAAAUUUGGAAAAACUGAUCAGAUGAAAUAUUGGUUUCAAUGUUUAUGUUUAAUUGGGUUUAUGUUUAAGCUGCUUUUCUUCAGUUCAGGAUGUUUGUUGUUGUGCACCUCCUUUGUUUACUUGAUGACCCUCAGCCCACGCCGUGUAACCCUUGUGCUAUCCUAGGCACUUUAAUAUUGGGAGUUGGGUCAUCUAGACCCACUAGACAGUGCGCUGAACCUUUUUUCUUCAAUGAUUUGUGAUCUUCACUGGUGUCCAUGGAUUACAUGAAAUCUUUCCACCUUUAUCCACCUUUGUCAUGGUAGGGAGAACACGUCAAUGUAAGGGUGGGGUCAUAGGAUAAGCACAAGGGUUAAUGGGACUCUUGGUGGUCACAUUUUAGGUUUGCCUUCGAGUUCUUUUGUUUAUCACUUCUACUGACAAAUCUGUCACAUUUCUGCUUUCCUCCCUCCAGGAUUCCUGUAUUUUGUUUGUCCCUGAACCACCAGACCCUGACACUCUGCUUGUUUUAGUCAUUUCUAUUUAAUAAUAUAAUAAUAAAGCACUUUAAACUAAAUGAAUACAUCCAAGUUAUCCUGUGACAUUUUUGUGUGGAAAUGUUGUUGCUUUUGACUGUCAGUCUUUUAUUAAAUCCUCAAAUUUCACCGGAACCAGCAGAGUAAAGGCUUCUCACUGAUUUGUUUGUUCAGGGAAGAUGAAGGAGAAACUUGUGCUCAGCCUUUGCAAUGUUCCUGAUACAUCUGUGAGUUCCACAUUCAUUCAAUAUUAUAGAUUUUAUUGAAAAUAACAUGGUCCAAAAAUCAUAAUACUUACAUAAUAGGAUAAUAUCGUCACUUUACAGGGUAUGUGUGAUGUUGAGUUGGUAAUGAUCUACUACUACGUUUAGAUAGUACUUAGGUACAAGUUUUUGUACUUAAAAUGAAUCUUAAGGGGAGCAUUUUGUGAAAACAUUGGUUAAUUCAUGCUCUUAUAGAAACGAUGGCUGGAGAAGAAACCAGAGACUCAACAUGACAGCCAUUUAUUGAAUUUUGUCGCCCUCUAGUGGCGAUGCUUGUUUUUGCAAUGUGUUUUUUUUUUACCCCCAAUAAUUGUGGUUGUAGGAUUACACAAACUCCCUUAACGAAUGUCAAAUUAAAAUCAAUUUUAACUUUCUCCACCACCAAUACAAACUCAGAUUAAUUUGGCUGUUUCUUAGACAUUAAUUGAGUUUAUACCAGCUGCUUCAACAAUUUAAUUUUUCCUGCAAAAUCCUGUUUAUCGUCAUCACUUUAUUUCCUCCCACUCUUCCUAUUUUUCUUUCAGAAACAGUAAAAUGUCAUUGUCCACUUUAAAUCACUUAAUUCUUUACAAAGAAAUCAAUCUAGCAAUAGUAGUCAAAACAUGUUUGCAAAUUUAUUUUGGUUGUUAUCAAAGCAUAUGUUUAAUAAAAAGGCUCAUCAUUCAACCUGUGAAAAUGUUGCUUUUGUAGUUUCCUCAAAGGAAUGUUGAAAACAGCUAAAACAAUAUUCAAAUAAAGAACUUAAAGGAACUGAAAAUACGGACAUGGACUGAAGCUCAGACAGCAGCUUCACUGAGGCAAAGUGUCAGGAACACAGUCAAACCUAAAGAAAGCUUUUUAGAGAAAGCUGCUCUGUUUUUGCUGCUGUGUUUAAGUCCUCAUAUUGGUUAUGUACGGGUAUGUUUUUGCUCUUUGCACUGCUGCACAAUAGCACUUCACUAAUGACAAAAACGUAGGCUCUGAUUCCCAUUUUUAAAAAUAAAUGUGUAAUAAAAUGUUGUAAAUGCCUUCAUUGGUUUGCAAUUGUUACGGAAAUGCAAAGAAAUAUGUAAAUAUUUGUAAAAUAAAAAAAUAAAAAAACGCUCUAAUGACAAAACUAUUUCCAUGAUAAAAUGAACUGACUUCAACACAGAGAAACUAAAUCUAAACAUCAGUGGUUUUCUUAAGCUAAAUGUUAUGAGGAACAGUGGUGAUGCUGGUUAAAGGAUGCUGAGGCUGGAGCUGCCAGGAAGGACCAAAGAGGAGAUUCACGGGUGUAGAGAAGGAUGCAGAGGAGAGGAUUAGAUGCAGGUGGAAGAAGAACUGAUGAGAGAGCAGCCAAAAAAGGCAAAGAAGAAGUGGUUAAGCUAAGUCAGGGGUCUGCGACCUUUGACCCUUAAAGAGCCAACGGGUCGCUUUCUCACUGCCACAAGCUCUUACUUUAUCCUUUAGAAAAAAAA